Molecule: messenger RNA, 2621 nt
Organism: Vigna umbellata (rice bean)
Lineage: Eukaryota; Viridiplantae; Streptophyta; Magnoliopsida; Fabales; Fabaceae
Source: RefSeq, a predicted model, not a curated record
UCUGAACACUGUAUUUGUAUAGUGUAUUGCAAUAGUAUUGUAACGCAAAAGGCAGAAACAAAAGCAGCCAAAAAGCAAAAGAUGGUUCAGCACUGGUAAGAAGACCAUAGGCUGGCUACUACUACACACAGCAGCACAUGUUAUGAAAACGAAAAGAAAAAGCUAAGUUGGAUGUAUGUGAUGGCAUUUGUGAAUAAAUGAAUGCUAUGGAGAGUGCCUUUUGGGGCGUUUGCUCCAAAAUAUUCCUGAACCAGCAAUCUGCCCGUACGCAUUGUUUGAUAGUUUAAUCAUCAACAGCCACAGCACAAGCCUCAGUUUGUGCUGCUGUUCCUGAAACAUACACAGAUCAGGCAGCAGCAGGAGUUUCCUUUUCUCAACUCUCUUCACUCUUUCUUUUAACAGAUACAUAGAUAGAGAGAUAGGCAGAGAAACAUGGUUUCUGAAACCUCCCUCUCUUCUUCUAAACGCUCUCCGGCUACUCCCAAGUUUUGCAACUCAUUCACUACUAGGAUUUUUGCUGAUGUUGCCGGAGACAUUACAAUUGUCGUUGAUGGUGAAUCUUUUCUGCUACAUAAGUUUCCCCUGGUGACUCUAAGUGGAAAAAUCCGGAAAAUGGUGGCUGAAGCCAAGGGUUCCAAUGUUUCAAACUUGGAGCUCCUCAACUUUCCAGGGGGGCACCAGACAUUUGAACUUGCCAUGAAGUUUUGCUAUGGGAUGAAUUUUGAGAUUACAACAUUCAAUGUUGCCCGGCUUCGUUGUGCAGCAGAGUAUCUGGAAAUGACAGAAGAAUACAGGGAGCAAAACCUCAUUUCAAGAGCAGAGAUUUAUCUGAAUGAGAUUGUCUUUCAGAGUCUUCAGAAGUCAGUGGAAGUGCUAUCCACAUGUGAGAUGUUGCCUACAAAUAUAGUGGAUGAAAUUGAAAUAUCAAGUGGAUGUGUGGAAUCCAUUGCAAUGAAUGCUUGCAAGGAGCAGCUAGUUUCUGGCUUAUCUAAAUUAGACUGUGAUGGAGAAUCUAGAGAGCUAAAGGAGGAUUGUGUUGCCUGGUGGGUUGAAGAUCUCUCAGUUCUGCGUAUAGAUUACUUCCAAGGAGUUAUUUGUGCCAUGGGAAGAAUGGGGGUGAGAUCAGAUAGCAUUAUUGCAUCACUGAUGCAUUAUGCUCAAUCAUCUCUAAAGGGUAUUGGAAAAUGCCAAUUCUGGAAUCCAUCAAGGACAAACUCAAGUCCAACCAGUGUAGAAAAGGACCAGAGGAUAAUUGUGGAAACUCUUGUGAGUCUCAUGCCAACAGACAAAAGCUCUGCCAUUCCCUUGACAUUUUUGUUUGGCAUGUUAAAGAUGGCUAUCAUGUUAGGUGCAAACAUUCCCUGUAGGCUUGAGCUUGAAAGAAGGAUUGCAUUACGGUUGGAAAUGGUCUCAUUAGAUGAUCUACUUAUACCAUCACUGCAGAGUGGAGACUCUUUGUUUGAUGUUGAUACAGUUCACAGGCUACUGGUGAAUUUCUUGCAAAGGGUCGAAGAGGAAGAAACUGAAGAUUGUGGAUAUGAAUCUGAUGGGCUUUGUUCUGCUGGCCAUGGUUCCCUGCUAAAAGUGGGGCAGCUUAUAGAUGCUUAUUUAGCAGAAAUUGCACCUGAUCCGUACUUAAGUCUACAGAAAUUCGUUGCUUUGAUAGAGAUACUUCCUGAUUAUGCUCGUGUUAUUGACGAUGGCCUUUAUAGAGCCGUGGACAUUUAUUUGAAGGCACAUCCAGCACUAACAGAGCAAGAAUGCAAGAAGCUGUGCAAGUUGAUAGACUGCCAGAAGCUAUCUCAAGAAGCAUGCAACCAUGCAGCACAGAAUAACAGGCUUCCACUGCAGAUGGUGGUGCAAGUGCUGUACUUCGAGCAGCUGCGUUUGAAGAACGCGUUGUCAGGGAGUUCAGGAGAUGGGCUGCUAUCACAGAGAAUAAGCAGUGGUGUUCCAAGUGCAGCCAUGUCCCCAAGGGACAACUAUGCCUCUCUGAGGAGAGAAAACCGGGAACUGAAGCUGGAGAUUUCAAGAAUGAGGGUGAGGCUGAGUGAGUUGGAGAAGGAACAGAUGUUCAUGAAACAAGGCAUGAUUGACAAGGGAGGAAAUGGAAGAACAUUCUUAACAUCAAUUUCAAAGGGUAUAGGGAAGAUUGCAAUUUUUAGUGGUCAAGGAGGAGGAAAGCGCCAGAAAUCAGGUAGGAAGUCUCGUGGUUCAGAGGGGAAAACUGGUAGAAGUAGGAGACACUCUGUCUCAUAGAUAUUGUUCUUCUCUACUUAGCUAAAAACUCUCUCUAUUAUACCUUAUCAGGUGCACACAACAUGUAAAUGACUUGAUCAACAGCUUCUCUUCAUCUUGGUCUUAAGUUUUGGCAGUUGAACUUCAUAUCCCACAUUCUCCCUUCCCUGUUGUACAUGAUUUCAGCUCCUGAGAUAAGGUCCUUGUUCAUUACACAGUUACACCAAGACAAAAGCACAAACAUUUCAAUGUGUAGCAUCAUCGUCACCUUGUCUAGGGACACAGUUGAAGCACUUCCUUUCCCACUGAUAAAAUGUACUUAUUUAUUGUCAAACUUGUUCCUUCUUCUAUGGCAUGAAAAGGAAAAUGUAACAUAUGCAACC